Molecule: messenger RNA, 558 nt
Organism: Cladocopium goreaui
Lineage: Eukaryota; Dinophyceae; Suessiales; Symbiodiniaceae
Source: the annotation of a GenBank genome assembly
AUGGGGCUUUUUUCAGAGACCUGCUGCGCGGUGGAUCCAGGUCCCGGUGCCCAGUUCUAUCCGCAUCCACCGGAUCUGCCGCGCUAUUCCCCGGAGUUGGAAUCCAACACAGCAGCGCGGCAGAGCGCGGCAUCGGCAGCCGGGCGGGUGGAGAUCUCCAAAAAAAAACAGCGGGCCUGGAAGGUAUUGGUCCACUACUCCCAGCGACGCUAUCGAAAGGUUGAUCUGGAGCGUUCGCCUGUUCCACCAAGCAAGUACCGUCUGGGUGGUGGCACCGGAUGGUGCGAGAACCAUGACGCGGUUGGUGGUGUCAAGUGGGUCCAUGAGGUGGCCGGGGAGAGGAAAACCUGGGGUUCUGAGUGGGAAUUUGGCCUGACUUUCACGACACUGGCCACUGCCAACCACGCGAACGGCCUGGUAGUGCAUCAUUGGCCAGGAGAAUCCGGCGACCCGGCACUGCCAAAUGGUGAUGAAGGAAACGCACCACAACUCGUUUCACAUCGGGACAACGAACACAAGAUUGUUGUCCGGGCGGGUUCCGCAAAUUCGGACAGCUAG